UCGCUCGUGUGACGUCACUGGGGCGUCACCGCGCAGGAGCGGACGCAGUGCAGGAGGUGGCGGUGGGGGGUGUUAGGAGCGGUGGUAGGUGCCGCGGCGGGGGGGGAGAAAGGAAGGUACCACUCCCCGCACGGUGGGGGGUGGGGGUGGCCGCUGAGCUGAACGACGGUUGGGGCGGCCCCUGAGGCGAGCGGCCGUUGGAGCAGCGGCGGCGCCCGGCGCGGCCCAGUCGACGGCUGCGGAGGGUCGGAGAUGGACCAGCGCCUUGCCGAGCUGGUGGAGGAGCUCACCACGUCGGGGGAGCAGCAGCUGGAGCCGGGCAGAAUGAGGGAGCUGAAGAAAAUCUGCAAGUCUUCAGAUGAACACAUCGGCCAUGCCUAUCAUCUGCUGAUGACCCGGCUUAACGAGGAGCACGCUGAGAUACGCUUCUCGGCUUUCCAGAUUGUGCAUGAGUUGUUUACCCGCUCGCAUCAGUUCCGGACGUUAAUUAUUUCCAACUUCCAAGAGUUCUUGGAGUUCACAGUUGGGAUAGACCAUGAGCAGCCUCUUCCCCCACCCAAAGAGGUGGCACAAAAGCUGAGAAGAGCAGCCAUUAAGGCAGUACAAGACUGGCAUGAGAAAUACGGAGAGGCCUACAAGAAGCUUUCUCUGGGAUACCACUUUUUAAAGCAGAAUAAGAAGGUGGAUUUUCAAGAUGUGAGUGCCAGAACCCUGGCUGAAAGGAAGAGGGAAGAGGAGAAGCAAAAACGAUUGGAUAACAUUUACAAAGAAAAAGCCAAAAGAGCUGAAAAAGAAAUGGCAGAAAUGUCUCAGGAAAUUGCUGACACACUGACAGAGAUGGAAAACUGUUUCCAACUUCUAAUGCCAGAUCCUUUUGACUUCACUGUGAAUGACACAGAACUGGAACCCAACAAACAAACGAUUGCUAAUGAGGACAAACCUGCAUCCCCCUCAUCCUCCCAGAUAGCACUUCACCCAUCUUAUUUUGGACGUGUGGAUGAUGAACAGCCGUGCUGCAGCAAGGACCUUCUUUCUGUUUCUCAGUGUGUUAAAACUGGUAGAAAUGAAGAGUUGAGUGAGGAGCAGGAGAAGCUGGAGCAAAAAGAAUUAGAUGGAGGCACUCACUCAGAACUUGGAUCUGGUGUCCCUGCUCUCAAUGAUGAUGAUUACCAAACUUUUGUUAGGAACCAUGGACUUAUUUCUCAUAAAUAUACUCUAGACCUUGAAAUCUCCACAGAUAUAAAAGUACAUGAGAAUGAAGAUAAUACAGCCAUAAUAAACAACAUCAUGGAUGCUCACAGACUCCUUAGAAAUAAGUUCUUGCCUACUGUGCAGUCCUGGAUUCAGUUAUUUACCAGAGCGGGAGUAAACGAUGAUCGGCUAAGAUGUGCCAUUGAUCUCAAGAAUAAACUGGAGAGUGCUAUGAAGAAAUAUAAGGAAAUGAACAUUUCCAUUAAGGAGAGGAAAAGAAAAGUGAUGAAAGCCUCAGACGAUGAUGAUGAUGACAACGAAGAUGAUGAGUUUGUGGAGGUCCCUGAGAAGGAAGGUUAUGAGCCCUACAUUCCAGACCACCUGCGUAAGGAAUAUGGAUUAGAGCCCCCGUCGCCUCCAAGUGCACCAGCAAGGGAGACAUCAGUAGGACCAGCUCUACAGAGCUCCUGGCCCCAGCCAAAAGGAAACGAAGAUGAACUUGACCCAACCUGUGCAGCUGCAACACUGAAGCUCAUUAGAGACAAGCUGCCAAAGUUACCACCUCCAUACACAAGCAAGUCUGCAACUGAUGAGCAAGCAGCUUUGGAAGAGCCCGACAGUAAGACAAGAAAAUUAGCAGAAGAAAGAGCUAAAGCUCCCAUCAUGCCUUUUGGAUUAGAUCUUCACUACUGGGGACAGGACCAGCCAAGUGCUGGGAAGAUUCUCAAAGUUUCUUCUCAGCAUCGAUUUUGGGCACCCAGUGAAAUGGAGGAAGAGGUUGAAAAUAAAGAAGUAACUGAAAUGUUAAAAACUAGAUAUAUAACGUUUGCUGGGAAGUUUGAACCGGUGAAACAUAAAUGUCGAGCACCAAUGCCUAAUGGAGGUCUUUGUGAAAGGCAAGAUCGGAUUAAGUGCCCUUUCCAUGGAAAGAUAAUUCCUCGGGAUGAAUCUGGGAUUCCUCUCAACUCAGAGGACAGAGCCAGAGAAGAAAAGAUGCACUUUGAGAAGCAAGCAGCCCAGCCAGAGUGGCGAGAUCCAGAAUUCAUGAGAGAAGUUGAAGCAGCUACAGGAGUGGAUCUUGGGUCCUCUAAAAAUAAUGGAAAAGGAGGGAAAAAGAAAGGGAAUAAGAAAAAAUAUCCAAAUCUGACAGACCUGAAGCAGCAGGCUAAUACUUCUCGUUCCCGGCUUGAGAAGAAAGUCUUCAAUAAAGGUGCCAUGAAACGAGUGGUGAAAGCCAUGAAUCGAGUGGACCAGAGAAAGCAUGAGAAGUUUGCCAACCAAUUUAACUAUGCACUGAAUUAAAUUGUAAUAAAAUGAAGGGCAAAGAAGAGGAUUAACAAGAGUGCAGCUUUACAAAGCCUUUACAACAGAGCCUCAUAUUUAAACUAAAAUAAUGUGCUAAGAAUUUUUACUGGGGUUAUUUUUAAUUGUUAUCAAUGUCUAACUUAUUUGAUCAUGAACAUGAAUUUUAGUGAAGAUGUGAUAUAUAACUGAAUGCAUUUAACAAGCUGAUACCUACUUGAAAUUUACAUAAAAUAUAACAAGUUCUAUGGCUUGUACAUACUCUGAUUAUAACAUUCACAGACUUUUUGUUCCUUCCUAAAGGACUCGUGUAAUUUUUAUACUUUGUUUGUCAACACGUGCUUGUAAUUUGCCUUGACUUUCCUGCCUUCAGAAGGAUGCCUUAAAAACGAUUAGAAUUAUACGUAAGGUAGCAGUGCAGAGCUCAGCUUACUAUUCUAGAAAAUGUACCAUAUCAAGCAGCAUACCAGCUCUGGCAGUACUCCUAAAGACCUCUUGUGUGCAUGUUAAAAAAGCUCCAAAUCGAUUGGGUGUUUUCUGUCAGUGAAAGGAAUCAUCUUUGCAGCAAGUCCAGGGACUAAUUCAGAGUCAGAAUCUAUGGCACCAGUGGAGGAACCGAAAUGAUUGAGUUAGUCCUGGUCUGCUUCUCGUUUUACCAGGAUAGACUUUCACUAUAUUUCCUAACCAGCUACAUCUGGAAAGCAUGAUCUGAAAGGUUGUAGAGAAUGAGCUGCCGUUUAAGUCAUACAGAAAAGCCCUAGCACAAAGUGAAAGUAUGAGGGUUUCAGAAAUUAUUCAAGCAUCCUACUGUAAAGUGAGCUGCCUGGCUUGAAUCAGUUAAAAGUACCUCAAUCUAAACCCUGAGAGUGCAGCUAAGGACCCGAACACAAACAUGAGCAUCUGGAUUCUCCUCCGACUCUGGAGGCUUAACGUACGUUGAGAUUAAGCAGCUGGAUCCAGUGUGGUUUGUUGUUAUUGGCUGGGGACUUAACCAGAUCUCUCACAUGCUUUGCUUGCCAUAGCCAUGCCUUAAGCAGAGUGAACCAAAUGCUGACACAAGUUUGCUGUUGCUAGGUUUCAUGCAGCUUUGUGGGUGAAAGAAAUACAGAAUAUCCAGGAGAAUGGGCUGUUUGAAAUUAAAUUUCAAAUUGAACUGCAGAUGUUUCCAACAAAAUACAGAACACAAAUCAGAAUGGAUUCUGUACAGCACUGGCUUAGUCGCUCACCUUGUCGUGCAGCAAGAGACUGUUUAGAAAUUAAAAACUUUAAACUCUUCAGUGUAGCUUCUGACCACCUCAAACAAAAGCCAAUUUACAGCUCUGCCAAAUACCUUUUGACUUAUGCAAGUGCUGCUUAGAAAGCAAUUAAUACUGAAUCUUGAUAAUUUAUCAUGCAGAGCUCUGCCAUUUGGAAGACUCUCUCAUACAGGUAUUUAAAAGAUGUAGUUCUAAACCCACCACAAAUGAAACAAUGAAUGAAAUGAAAAUGAAUGAAUUGAAAGCAAAAACUUCAAAUACCUCUACUGCACUGGAAGGGAAAGCCACUUCCAUCAGCCUAGCUAAUUUGUUAGUGAAGACUUGAAAUGGAGAUGUAGACAAGAACAAACCAUGUUCAUCACCAGGUCAGUGGAAUCAACUGCUAAACUGAUUUUAUUUCUUAGCAGAGAUGCAGGCAAAAAAUACACAUUUGAAUGCAAUGUAGGCCAUUGAAUGCUGGUAUUAUAGAACAGCCUAAAUUGAACUGUUUGAUCUUGGAAAUUAACAUUCACAUGCAUCACGAUGGUUAUUGUGCCACUAUUCCAGAGAUUUUUGAGCCUGCAAAGACUGACAUUGUUCAUUUACAAAAUGUAUUUUCUGUCCUCCCUGUAAAAAGAGGGAGGAUUUUAUAUGGUGCAGUGGCACUUAACCCAUCUUUGCUGUGGACCUGAAGAAUUGGCACUAAAAAACUGCCAGCAAGCUGUAAGUGUGCUUCACUGCAUCCUGUAGAGUUCUCAUUUUGUGCUUUAGCAAAAUAAAAAAAAAAAAAAUCCCCAAGACUGAGACUGGAAAGGGAACCGGUAGAGAGUUAUGAGGAAAUAAUGCACUUAGUGAGUUAUGCUACUCUGUGAUGCUAAUCGGUCGUAUCAGCUCUAGAAUUAUGAAGUGAAGCUUACCUUAGGCCUGAGUGUUCGAUCCACCAAUUAAAAUGAAUGUGCAGAUUACACUAUAGGAUCAGCUCAUUCAUUUUUACAAAGGGAUGUUUUUCUAGAUUGCUGUUUUCAUGGGGAAUGAGAAUUUGCAGAAUUAAGGUUUCUCAGCAAGUAACUUGGAGCUAGCUAACUCAGACAAGGCACAUGGAUUUUGGGCCAGGUUAGUAAUGACAGAGAUUGUUCUUUUUUGAGCUUUGCUACUUUACUUUACUUUGAUUUUGAUGUUAGAGCUUUCCUUGUCAGGGAAUAUAAUUGUUUGGAUAAGAAUUUUUUUCUUCCUCUUGCCCUUGAAGCAAGAAAGACUAUGACUUGUCAGAACAACGUGUGUGAAUGCAUACCCUCUGUAACAUUGCCUUUUUGCUACCCUGAUCUCUUACCAGCAUGCGUCUUCCCCUCAUCCACAGUGUUUGAGAAACAAGUGUUUCCCCCUCCAUGUUAAUUAUUGCCUCAUUUAAUCAAAGGAUUUCCCUAUGUAAGGAGCACUUAGCAUAUACACAUGAUAGAUUUCAAAAUACUUCUCUGUAACCAUUCUUGGAGAUUUUACCUGUCAGAGGUUCAUCCUGGGUCGUACCAGUCGUUCGUAUUUCAAUUUAUCUGGUCAGACAUAAUUCAGAGUGGAUUUUAGGAGCCUGCUUCUUUUCCUGUGUUGGUGUGUAGCUCUGCUGGAGGUAAGUUUUUAAAAAGGCAUCUGUAACCAAAGAUACAGCACACCUUCAUUAAAUAGAAAUCCUUUCAGGUGCAAAAUUAAUGAAUCCACUUUUCAGAUGCAUGGGAAGUCUUUGUACUGCACUUCACUUACAACAACUUACUGAUUUGACAUCUCAUGAUUCCAAGCUCACCAGCCACUCAGGCAUCUUACUUGUUAAACUAUGUGACUGUUCUACCAGCAUUUUCCUAUUCCUGUCCUCUUAUUGUCCAUGAAAUAUCAGCCACGUCAUCUCCUCUGUGUAUUUGUGUCUCACCUAAAUGCCUUUGCAAUUGCAUUAUAACGUAUUUCUGCUCACUGAUUGGGGAUACUCCGUGUGAUUUCCAGGUACCUAAACACCUUGGAAGAUGUGGCCCUUAGUCUAUGUUAUUAAGGUGAAUAGCUGUAAUAAAGGUUGACUUUCUUGCGUUAUUAAAAGGACAUGAUAGCUCUUGA
Messenger RNA from Dromaius novaehollandiae (emu), 5822 nucleotides. RefSeq names its product UV stimulated scaffold protein A (gene UVSSA). The record is from RefSeq and is a predicted model, not a curated record. The transcript is spliced from 13 exons. Gene Ontology annotation, molecular function: RNA polymerase II complex binding. Gene Ontology annotation, cellular component: chromosome. The coding region runs from base 253 to 2493 and encodes 746 amino acids. Lineage: Eukaryota; Metazoa; Chordata; Aves; Casuariiformes; Dromaiidae. Gene Ontology annotation, biological process: response to UV; transcription-coupled nucleotide-excision repair.